CUUCCUUGCACGGCUGGGAGAAAACAUAUAAAUCACUCGCUUUCUCAGCAUGAACCAUUCCAAGAGAGGACAAUUGUUCCUUAAGAUGCCACAACACAAUCGCGUCCCAAGUCGGUCCCUUUAAAUGUCGCCUAGCUCGGAUUUUUUUUAAAAAUACAGAACAUCCAGGAUCUUCCUCGUUACAGAGCCGCCUCCUGUGCAAAACUAUUGGCAGAAGAAGACACGAAUGGGAGGUGCUAUUGAGGAAGAGAGGCCAGUUGCAAUGCAGGGGCUGUGCAAUUGACAUUCCUGAUCCAGCCAAUGAGUGGUGCCAGAGGUGGAACAUAUUAAAGCCCGGAGUUCUGGUAUAAAGCGAACUGGAAACGGACAGCCAGAGACAGAAAACAUCGCCUGGACAGUUAAGUGGAUCAGAAGCUGGAAAAGUGCAGCCGAUUUCUUCUCCCUUCCCUCCCCCAAACCACCGCUGCAUUUUAUGAAGCGCAUCUCAGAGGCAGGAGAAAGUGUGAAAGGUUCCGAGAUGAAGGCUGUCAGCCCCAUUCGAUCGUCCAGGAAACAAAGCGGCAGCGACGUUGUGCGGGGGCUCUCAGAGCAGAGUCUUGGCAUUUCCAGAAGCAAAACGCCGGUGGAGGAGCCUCUCGGCCUCCUCUACAACAUGAACGACUGUUACUCGAAACUGAAGGAGCUUGUCCCCAGCAUCCCGCAGAACAAGAAAGUGAGCAAAAUUGAAAUCCUACAGCAUGUUAUCGACUACAUCCUGGAUUUGCAGAUCGCCUUGGACACGCACCCUUCCAUCGUUCUGCACCAGGGCCAGAAUUCUCCCUCCAGGACGCCUCUGUCAACACUCAAUACAGACGUUGCAAUUCUAUCCUUACAGGCAGCUGAAUUCCCAAAACAGUUGUUGACAGAAGACAGUAAGGCAUUUUGUCGUUGAUGGACUGGUGUUCCUACAUCACGAGGCCUGAGUUGAUCCAGUCCCAGGAGCGAUUGCAGACAAGACAAUCCGAGAGAACAAGCUUUGACUUUCUGUCUGUCCCUCCAACUGCUUUUAUUUUCCAUCCGGACUGAUCGGUUAUUUAUAAACGGACUGAAUGCCCUUUCUUCAUUUGGAAGGCAGUUGUUGUCUUUCUAGUUUGAUUGUUAAUAAUAUACCAGAAGAGGGAAGCGCAAGUAUUUAAAAAAAACAAAACGCAAGGAAAAAUCACGUUGUGGAGGAAGACUUUGCCUUCUGAAGGUGGAGCGUGGCCGAAGAAAAAUCAUGUUGUUGAUUUUUUUUAUUAAUGUCAGAAACGUUAUAUUCUGACAAAGGAAUGGCGCUGAGUUUGUGAUAGACAACUUUGUGAACUCUGCUAAUCAGAGUUGUGUCAUAGUUGCAGAAAUACACUUCUGCCACGUUGUAAUGCUGUAUCUAAUUAUGCUGAAACUUUUUAUAAAAGUUAAUAUUGUAAAUCAUACUUUUUUAUACAAAAUAAAUGGUCGCUUACUGAA
This is a messenger RNA of Hemiscyllium ocellatum (epaulette shark), 1485 nucleotides long. Its product is annotated as DNA-binding protein inhibitor ID-2-like. The transcript has 3 exons. Gene Ontology annotation, cellular component: cytoplasm; nucleus. Gene Ontology annotation, biological process: cell differentiation; negative regulation of transcription by RNA polymerase II; circadian regulation of gene expression. NCBI's taxonomy places the organism in Eukaryota, Metazoa, Chordata, Chondrichthyes, Orectolobiformes, Hemiscylliidae. The record is from RefSeq and is a predicted model, not a curated record. Bases 473 to 931 code for a protein of 152 amino acids. Gene Ontology annotation, molecular function: protein dimerization activity; transcription regulator activity.